Molecule: messenger RNA, 1978 nt
Organism: Fragaria vesca subsp. vesca
Lineage: Eukaryota; Viridiplantae; Streptophyta; Magnoliopsida; Rosales; Rosaceae
Product: THO complex subunit 7 homolog
Exons: 3
Coding region: 113-826 (237 amino acids)
Biological process (GO): mRNA export from nucleus; mRNA processing
Cellular component (GO): THO complex part of transcription export complex
Source: RefSeq, a predicted model, not a curated record
GAAAAAGAGUAAAGGCAAAUUUAAGACCUCAACACCAUUCCCAAAUUCCCAGUCUAGUGCCUUCCCAAAAAAACAGACUUGAGAAUUGGGUUUAGGGUUUGGUGAAUCAGAAAUGCUCGGAAAGGGAAGGAAAGUUUCCGGUCGCGGCGAGACCGUGGCGGCGAACUACGCCUUUGGGCCGCACGAAGAUGACGUAAUCAUCAAGCACCGCCUUCUCACCCGCACGACCACCACAAGAGGCGAACCGCCACUGAAGAAGCUCCAGAAGAAGUUCACCUCCCUCUUCGUCGAGCUCGACAAGGACGACGACGACAACCACGCCGACUGCGAGAAGCUCGCCAAGGCUUUCCUGCAGGAGCUCUCCACCUUCGAGAUCCCUCUCCUGAAGAGCAAGGCGGUUGUGGAUGCGAAUCUGAGAGAGAAGCACAACUUCGAUGAGCUGAGGGAGGAGAUCAACCGGCAGAUUCUGCAGGCGCAGAAUGACAUUGAGACUCUGAAGAAGCAGCUGGAGGAGGCGAAGAUUGAGAGGCGGCAUAAGGAGGAGUGUGAGGCCAUUCGGCGGUUGAUUGCGAUGCAGCCGCCGCGUUCUCAGACGCUGAAGAUCAUAUCGGAUUUGGAGAAGGAGAUUGCGGCGUUGGAUUCGGAGAAUACGGCCAGUUCGAGGAUGCUGGAGCUGAGGAAGAAGCAGUUUGCUCUGCUCUUACAUGUGGUGGAUGAGUUGCAGACUACUAUAGAGGAAGAGCAGAAGAGUUUAAUUGAGGAGAAGGAGCAGAGAAGUGGGAUGGAGGAUGCAAAUGGAGGACCGGAACCAAUGCAUGUUGAUUGAGGGCGUACAAUGCAUCUUGGAUUUGUAAUUGUGGAUGAGUCACAGGCUAGGGAGAGCAGAAGAAUUUAAUUGAGGAGAAAGAGCACAAGUAUGCAAUGGAGCAUGCAUGUUGGUUACGAGUGUAUGAAAGCAUCUCAGAUUUGUAAUUGUAAGAUUCUAUGCUCAUUAGUUCUAUUGAUGAAAUCAUCUACAUCUUGAUUUUAGUAACAGGCAUUCAUGAGAAUAUAGAUUUGCUGCCCUGUAGUUGUAGUAAGUAAGAAAUAUUUUGCAUUCUAAAAAAAAGUAAGAAAUCUCUCGAGUAAUCCGUAGAAUUUCUUGCACAUUGCACAAACAUGUUCAUAUAGUGAUAGAAGUUUGCCAAACUUUUUUCUUGAAUAAUUUGCAUUUGCCAUUAGCAGUGUAACAUUACAAUGCAUUCAGAUACAUAAUUGGAAGCUGAAAAUGCAUAAUUUCAGCAUAAAUUUUGUGCGUACCUAUUUGCUCAAGUUUUCUGCCACCUAAAGAUUGUAUGGUUCGAUGAGUUGUGGAACCUGUGGUAUGCAAUGUUGGUUCAGUGAUUUCUCGGUUUCAGAGAAAUGUUACACUAUUGGGACAAAAUGAUUUAUAUUAUGUUUUUAAGUAACCCUGCUUGUAUCUAUAUUUGCUUCGCUUGUGAGGUUUCUCUAGUGAUUGUCCAGAAUAGGUGGUGGGAGACUAGUUUGUUAAAAAAACUAUAUUCCCAAUGAUAUCUUAUCUUUCAGUUGAAUCUCCCUGGAGUAUGUAAAUUAAUAGUCACAGUGAUAGGUUUUGUGCUUUCUAUGAGAGUGGGGCUGCUGAGAACGGGAUUGAGAGGACUUGUCUUAUGGCUUGGGUAAUUAGGAUGACGUGGGGAUACUUUGUGGCUAGCAUUUCGUCUCACAUUUUUAGUUUAUAUUGUACAUUGUUUCUUCGUAAUGGUUUAAAUAUUGAUAUCCUUUACCUAGUGUUUCAUAAUGGUCUUUGUAUUGGUGUUGCUUGUAUUACCUUCUAUUCUACAAGCCCAAGCCAAAUCAAUUACGACAGAACUACAUAAAAGGUGAUGGGGUACAAACAAAACCUUGGGGACUUCCUUACCCAUCUAACCGUAGGCAAAAACAUAGUUUAGGGGUAAUGACCUUGGAAAAAAAAAAAAAA